Messenger RNA from Copidosoma floridanum, 1966 nucleotides. It is a transcript of the gene Efr, whose product is annotated as ER GDP-fucose transporter. Gene Ontology annotation, cellular component: endoplasmic reticulum membrane; Golgi membrane. NCBI's taxonomy places the organism in Eukaryota, Metazoa, Arthropoda, Insecta, Hymenoptera, Encyrtidae. Gene Ontology annotation, molecular function: UDP-xylose transmembrane transporter activity; UDP-N-acetylglucosamine transmembrane transporter activity. Gene Ontology annotation, biological process: UDP-N-acetylglucosamine transmembrane transport. The record is from RefSeq and is a predicted model, not a curated record.
UAUUAAAUAAACGCAAGAGCGUACAAUGCGUGUACACAAGAAAAUACAAACGCAUGACAUGUGUAAGUGCAGUGGCUAUAUUAGUAUAACUGCUCGGUGAUGAUAACCCAGAUAAUACUUGGGUAGUCCACGACGACGACGGCGACGACGAGGAUGAUGUCGGGCCGAUGAUAUUAACGGCUAUGAUGAAGACGAUGACACGUAUAUACUUACCUAGUAGAUAGACUAUAACACAACUCCAGGGUUCACUGGAACUAUUUCCCUGGGAAAAAUUCGUCACGCCUACCUAAAUAUUUGCGACGUCCUGAUUGCAGUUAUCAGAUUAUUUUUCACAACGAGCGCAAGUUGGCAAACAGAACAAUGCCAGCUGUACCUUUAGCCAUAUGCCUGGUUUUCCUUGGCUGCUGCUCCAACUUGAUUUUUCUCGAAUUACUGAUGAAAGAAGAUCCCGGUGGCGGUAAUUUGGUGACGUUCUCGCAGUUUGUAUUCAUUGCCAUUGAUGGAUUUAUCUUCACUUCAAAGUGUGGCAAAGUCAAAAGCAACAUUGGCAUCAAGAGCUAUAUGAUCUUGGUCUCAAUGUUCUUCGUUUCUAGUGUUCUCAACAAUUAUGCCUUUAAUUUUAAUAUACCGAUGCCAUUGCACAUGAUAUUCAGAGCAGGUUCUCUGAUAGCGAACAUGAUCAUGGGCAUUAUUAUUCUGAAAAAACAAUAUACUUUUGACAAGUAUUUAUCCGUGGCCAUGAUUACCGUAGGUAUUGUGCUGUGCACUAUAAUAAGCAGCAGGGAGAUCAAGUCGACUGUGCCAAACAGCCAACAAUUGGAGCCAUCAGCUGCUUGGAAUGAUUUUUUCUGGUGGAUCAUUGGUAUCGUGCUGCUGACGGUGGCCUUGUUCAUUUCAGCUAGAAUGGGUAUCUUUCAAGAGACUUUGUACUCUCGGUACGGAAAAAAUCCGAGAGAAGCAUUAUACUACACGCAUUUAUUGCCCUUGCCGUUUUUCGUGUUUCUGUCGAAAAAUUUGUGGGACCAUGCAAUCGUGGCUGUGAAUUCACCUGGAAUCACGGUUCCAUUUGUACAUAUAACUUUGCCGAGAAUGGUAGCUUAUUUAAUAGGCAAUGUGUUCACGCAGUAUGUAUGCGUGAGCUCUGUUUUUGUUCUAACAACAGAGUGCACUUCACUGACGGUUACCCUGAUAUUGACGCUCCGAAAAUUCUUGUCACUUAUAUUUUCAAUAAUAUACUUUAAAAAUCCAUUCACAGUGUACCACUGGAUUGGAACUUUACUUGUUUUCAUUGGUACUCUUAUAUUCACGGAAGUGAUACCUAGAGCCCAAAAAGUUUUAAAAGUCAAAUUUUUCGAGACAAAGGAAAACAAUGAUAAAAUAAAAUGAUAUUCAUUUAAGGACGAUUUCUUUUAACGUACUUUUAUUUUCACUUUACAUUGUAAGAAAUUUCAUUUUUUUGAACUAUGAUCGAGCUAAGAUAAAAUAAAAUUUGUUGUGGGGAGACAAUAAAUCUUUAUAAGAAGUCAUAAGUGAUAAUUUUCAGAUAUAUUUGGUACAGUAGAUUUUCGUCACAUAACACCUUCAAAAUUAUGUCGACUCUAAAUAGUUGUAAAGUUUAACAAUCAACUCUUAUUUAUUAUAAUAUUAUAGUAUAUAAAUGUAUGAAUUUUAUUAACAAUCAAACACAAUGGUAACAGUAUAAACGUACAAAAAGUACCAAAAUAGGAUAAAAUACAUUUUUUAAAUACAUUUCUACAUUUUACAAUAGUUAGGUACAUAAAUUAUUUUCAUUUAAGCAUAAGUAUUCACAUAGCCUUUUUAGUCCUUACUUCUAUUCAAGUUAAAUAAUUUAUAUUUCAAUAAGUAAUGUGUGUGUAAUCGUUAAAUUGUAUGAAUUAAAUUUUAUCAAAAACAGAAAAAUUACUAUUUUAAUCUUUUACAUUAGAUUCUAUUGAACAUUUUUUAA